UCAGAAAUUCAGAGCCAACAAAAAGAAAAUCCCCACCAAACAUUCAAAGCGAAUUCUCAAAGCAGAUCAUCUCUAAUCAUCCACAAAACCGGUUGUGAACAAGACAUGAGCAUCAAGCAAAAGAUUCUGAUAAGAGUUACUAUGACUGAUGAUAAAACUAGAGCAAAAGCAAUGAAAACUGCCGCUCAGUUUAAAGGAGUCUCGGCUGUGGAAAUAAAGGGAGAUCACAGGAACCAGAUUGAGGUGACCGGUGUUGAAGUCAAUAUGAUCUGUCUAACCAACACACUGAGGAAGAAAGUAGCCUUCGCUGAGCUUGUAAGCGUAAACAAAGUUGAACCACCCAAGAAAGAGGACGACAAGAAGAAGGAUGACAAGAAACCAGAUGAGAAGAAAGCUGACGAGAAAAAAACAGAUGAGAAAAAAGAUGAGGAGAAAAAGCCAGAGCCGUGUUGUUGUAAUCCAUGUUAUCAACCCUGGCCUUACGGAUAUGGUGUGCCGUCUUCCUCUCCACAUCCGUGUGAUCCCUACGGGUAUAACUUUAGAGAUUAUACUGGGGAACCUUUCUACAACUACGGACCCAAUUGGAGGUUCAUGUGAGAAGACUACAACGGAAGUGAUAACAACUUAUGUAUACUAAGUAUUUCAAGUUUCAACAUGUUAAUGCAUUUUGAUAGUCAGAUUUGUCACAUGAAUAAAUACCCUUGAGCCUUCCAUAACCACGCAAACUCUA
Molecule: messenger RNA, 730 nt
Organism: Brassica oleracea var. oleracea
Lineage: Eukaryota; Viridiplantae; Streptophyta; Magnoliopsida; Brassicales; Brassicaceae
Product: synaptic vesicle membrane protein VAT-1 homolog
Exons: 3
Coding region: 106-597 (163 amino acids)
Molecular function (GO): metal ion binding
Source: RefSeq, a predicted model, not a curated record